CAGUCCAAAUUUUGGUUGGGUUAUAAUAUAAACCAAGUCGAAUAACCGCUCAAAUCACUAAGUAUAAGAGACCGCUGGUGAAAUGUUGAAACUUUCGUUUGUGCUACUUUUAGGCUUUUGGGCGUCGCUGAGCGUCGGCCGUUUGACGACGAGCGGUCGGGACUUUCUUUACAACGGCCAGAGAGUCUUUCUGUCGGGGGCCAACAUCGCUUGGUAUUCGUACGGCUACGAUUUCGGCAACGGAGUUUACCAAUCCGAUGUUAAGGAGACGCUGGAAACCUGGCUAACAAUGAUUGCCAAUAGCGGAGGAAAUUCAGUUCGACAAUGGGUGCAUGUGGAAGGUCAAAACACUCCUGCUUAUGACAGUAACGGUUACGUCACAGGUCCCGACCGAACGGGGACCAUCAUCGAUGAUAUGCGCUCGUUCCUUGAUUUUGCUCAGAGUCAAAAUAUUUUGGUCAUCUUCGUCCUGUGGAACGGGGCCGUAUUAGAAAAUCAAAAUACCAUCAACCUCUUUUACGACGACGCCAAACUGCAGAGUUACAUCGACAACGCUCUUAAGCCAAUGGUGGCUGCUUUGGGUGACCAUCCUGCUCUUGCAGCUUGGGAAAUAAUGAACGAACCGGAAGGGGCCAUCUUACUCAACCAGGCUAGUGAUAACCCGUGUUUCGACACGACUCCACUCGCCAAUACUGACGCCAGCUGGACAGGCCUUACCAUUCCAAUGGAAAAUAACUUGAAGUUUGUCAAUUGGCAAACUCAUGCUAUUAAAGAAGCUAACAGCGCUUCUCUGGUUACCCUUGGUUCCUGGUCGGAACACGCCCAGUCUGAUGCUUACGAGCAAUCGAGGAAUUACUACACGGACGCAUGUCUCUUGGCAGCCGGUGGCAGAAGUUUGGGCACGUUGGACUUUUACCAAUUUCAUACUUACACGUACACCGGACAAUGGGAUCCCAGUGAGCCCUUCAAGGUUACUGCCACUUCCUACAAACUGGACAAACCUUUGGUGAUUGGUGAAUUUGCUACAGUUUGUGGAGGACCUGAGAGCAGUCCAACACUCUUUCAAUACAGCUACGAUAACGGCUAUCAGGGAGUUUGGUCUUGGUCUUAUAAUGGUGGACCGACGGGUUCAACGUGCUGCGACAAUCAGACCACGCAAGACAGUGGCAUGUUGCAGCUGAAGGGUCAAAAUAACGGCAUCGGAGGAGCGGUCAAUUUCCCGAUUGUUCCAUAAAAUUAAUGAAUAUAUGGAAAUGAAUAAUUGAAAAUCACUCCAGAUCAAUGAAAAUCAUGACAUGGACAGUCUGAAAUGUCAUAAGAAUGUCACGCAAAUAUUACUGGCGAUUAUUUUUGAAUGAUAAAUCAAUAGGGUUGUUGCAUGAAAUUUCGAUUUGUUUUAAACAUACUUCAUGAGAAUCAGUUUUUCACGCUGAUUCUCAUGGUAUUUUUUAAAUAUUUUUCAAAAAAUGAACCUAACUUUGUGUAUUUCUGGUUCAAAGUUCAAAUAAGCGCCUCCCAUUUCAAAGCUAGGUCUCAGCCAUUUUUGAUGGGCGGUGCUUAAUUUGUGAUGAAUUUGUAGACGACGCUCACCAAAAUCACCCUU
This is a messenger RNA of Daphnia pulicaria, 1603 nucleotides long. Its product is annotated as mannan endo-1,4-beta-mannosidase-like. The transcript has 7 exons. Lineage: Eukaryota; Metazoa; Arthropoda; Branchiopoda; Diplostraca; Daphniidae. The record is from RefSeq and is a predicted model, not a curated record. The coding region runs from base 83 to 1234 and encodes 383 amino acids.